UGUUCAUUGGUUUGGGACCCUUUACUUUCUUCCUGCUCCAAUCUGCCUUCCCUUUUCUUUAAUAUUGUAUCUUUCUUAUCUAGCCCCACCCCCCACCCCCAAAGCGUACUAUUACAUUGUAGCUUUUAAUGGCGACCAACGAAGAAGGCAGCGACCCCAGCCCCAGAGCGGCGCCCUGGCCCCUGGCGCAGGCGCGGGUGCAGAAGCUGGAGCCUCGGCUGGCCCGCAGGCGCCUGUCCCAGGCUCGCCACCGAGCCACCCUGAGCAAGCUCUUCGGGAACCUGCGGAGAAUCCUGUACCAGCAGUCUGACUUCACGGCCUCGAAGUGGCAGGUUCUGAACAGGGCGAAGAGUCACAUUCAGGAACAGGAACAAAUCUUGGAUAAUCUGCUGAAGGUGAAAGAAUCCUUCAAACUGCAGGAUGGAAAUGCAAACAGCUUAGAGGAGGUCAAGGAGAAAUAUGCCAGGAUGUUCUCCAGAAAUCACAGCCUACUCCCAAAUAAGGUUCAUCCAUAUGACUUUGACAACUUGUACCCAUUUGAGGCAGUCGGGAAGGAUGAGGAGGAGGAAGAUGAGGAGGAGGAAGAAGAGGAGGAGGAGGAAGAGGAGGAGGAGGAGGAGGAGGAAGAGGAGGAGGAGGAGGAAGACCAAGAAGAGGAGGAAGAAGAGAAGGAGGAGGAGGAGAAGGAGGAGGAAAAAGUGGAGCUCUUACCCUCCCCAGUCACUUUGCCACCCGACCUCAUGGAGUUUGAACGGUACCUCAACUUUUACAAGCAGACCAUGGACCUCCUGACCAGGGACAGGAUCGUCUCCUCCCAGGAGGUGACCCUGCCCGUGGUCUCCGCGGCCAUCUCCCACCUGUGGCAGACCCUCUCCGAGGAGAAGAAGGCCGGCCUCCUGCAGGCCGUGGCGCGGAGGCACGGUGGCCUGGCGGGCCUGGGAGGGGCCCCCCGGGAGCCGGCCUGUGCCGAGGACAGCGUGAAGGACAGCGGCGUCGACAGCCAAGGGGCCAGCUACUCGCUCGAGUCUACCCCGGAGGAGCUCCUUUUCGAAGAUGCCUACGAUGUGGCAUGUUUCCUGGAUAAAAGUGAGGCCCCAAGUACAUCUAGCUCCAGUCCCAUGUUUGCCAACUGCAACCCAGAGAACCCAGAGGAAAAGUUUCAGCUCUACACACACAUCGUCGACUUCUUCAAAGACCUCUGUGGUGCUCACCCUCAGGAGAAGCAGGAACCAGAGCUUCCCGUGGACGAUGCGAUGUUGAUGUUGCAGUGCAUGGAGACCUUUGAUGACGAAGAUCUGUAGUGCAGAAGGGCUGGCAGGGGAGGCAAUGAAUGAAGUGGACCGUUUCCAAGUUUGCCCGCUGCACCCGCCUUGGCCUUCUGGGAUAUUUUGGAUGGACUCUCCCAGAAGCAUGUUGAUGGUUUUCAUUUUUUAUUAUUAUAAAGCUUUAAGAGCAGCAUGGCUCUGUGUUGGUCUCUCAGGGUUGUUUGGUGCAAAGGACUGUCCUGCAGGGCACACACCUGCUCCCCGGGCUCCUCUGGGCCGGGUGGUGCCAGGCGCGGCUGAGGCGCAGGCCCUGGGCCAUCCCAGGGAGGGACAGGCAGCAUCUGUCUGUG
Molecule: messenger RNA, 1615 nt
Organism: Pipistrellus kuhlii (Kuhl's pipistrelle)
Lineage: Eukaryota; Metazoa; Chordata; Mammalia; Chiroptera; Vespertilionidae
Gene: STRA8
Product: stimulated by retinoic acid 8
Exons: 8
Coding region: 129-1301 (390 amino acids)
Biological process (GO): cellular response to retinoic acid; meiotic cell cycle
Molecular function (GO): protein dimerization activity
Source: RefSeq, a predicted model, not a curated record